Molecule: messenger RNA, 1434 nt
Organism: Acromyrmex echinatior (Panamanian leafcutter ant)
Lineage: Eukaryota; Metazoa; Arthropoda; Insecta; Hymenoptera; Formicidae
Product: putative glutathione-specific gamma-glutamylcyclotransferase 2
Biological process (GO): glutathione catabolic process
Cellular component (GO): cytoplasm
Molecular function (GO): glutathione specific gamma-glutamylcyclotransferase activity
Source: RefSeq, a predicted model, not a curated record
UCUUGAUAUCUUUCCUUCUUCCUCCUGUCAGCGCGCAUCUGGUCUAGUUCGCCAAAUACUAACCGGCUACCACGGCUACAGUCAGUUACUAUAGUCAGCCGGCAGUUCUCAUCGGACCUUCACCAAGUGAUUCGCCUUUCCUUUGAGAUCCUCCAAAUGUCUGAGAAAUACUUGAACGUACAUUUAGUCGAGAUCACGGGACAGUUGUUGAAACAUCGAUCUUCUCGGAACGGAUUUCCCCGACCGACUUGGACUGACUUGAUCCAAAAUCGAUUUUGAGGAUUCAGCUCAUCAUUAUAGAGUAAAUACGUGGACAAUCAGGAUGACGCGAAAGAGGAGCAUCUCAUCGUUAUGAUAUCCGAUGUUAAAACAUAUUGUGGGACAAUAAGUUUUUAAUUUAAAAGCGCAUUCUGGAACUUCAAUAUUAUCAGAAACGAGACAAGAAAAAAAUAAAAAGAGAAAAAGAUAAAGGAAGAAGUAAGGAAGAAACACAGCUCGGUCAUCAGCUCACUUUCUUUUUCACAAGAGAGAACAGAGAUGAAUCGUACGGAAGGAAACGAGCUCUGGGUAUUCGGAUAUGGAUCGCUUUGCUGGCAUCCUGGUUUCGCGUACACGAAAAGCAAGACCGGCUACGUGAAGGGCUUCAGCAGGCGAUUCUGGCAAGGCAAUACCACGCAUCGUGGAACGGCAGAAAAGCCUGGGCGAGUCGUUACUUUAAUCGAGGACAAAGAGGCUGUAGUUUAUGGACGAGCGUUCCAACUUCAGAAUAGUUGCAAUGUGGAUAACUUUUCCUACUUAGAAAACCGCGAAUGUACCUUAGGAGGAUACGACCUGACAACUAUCGCGACAUUUUACAGCCAGCACGGGGAUUUGCAAUUCCCCGUGAUAAUUUACAUUGCCACCAACAAGAACAAACAAUGGCUCGGCGAGGCAUCGUUGCAGACUGUAGCGCGUCAAAUCACUGAAUGUUCCGGUCCAAGUGGACAUAACGUCGAAUAUCUUUUACGCUUGGCGGAGUUCAUGCACCGUUACUUGCCGGAGGCGAACGACGAGCACCUCUUCACGCUGGAAAUGUUAGUACGUUCGCGAAUAAAGGAAGAGAACAUGUGCUUGGUGACGUUGAUGGGAAAUAACAACUUCGACAUCGACCUCGACGAGGACGCGGAAUCGGCUGUUCCCGCAGAAGAAAUUAACGAGCGAUCCAGGGAAAACUCUUUCCAGUUUAGCGCGCGAAUUCCGUCCAAAAGCUUGCGUUGUGUAAAAAUGUAAUCAAUUGGAUCGUACAGUUGUACGAUAUUGUAUUUUACAACUUUGAUUACACAUCCGUAUGAUAACGAAUGAAAGAAACGGAAACUUAUCUUUUUAGAAAUAUGCAAUUCGAUAAAUUUCCGAAUAUAUAAAAAUGCAAACUAGUUGAUUUUAUUCCUAGUUUGG